AUGAUCGAAGAAUUAAUGAAAUCAAUUGAUGUUCUAAAGGCUAACGAAGAUUUGAGGUCAAGCUUUGAUAAAGCAAUUAUAGGAGAUGAAAUGACGCAUUAUCAAUGUCCUGCCAAUACUCGCCAUGUUCCUACGGACUACCAUGUAUUACUAUUGUCACUGUCGUCGCUUCUACCAACAGGUCGCUUUUUAGCUGAGAAUAUUGUAGCCGCUGGGAUCCAGACUGGCUAUAUUAACGAAGUCCGACGACAUGGAAGAAAGGGAUCAGGCAGGCCACGAGUACUUAAGAUUCGAGUUGAAGAUAAGUACAUGGCUAUGUCUGUAUUGUAA
Dracunculus medinensis (Guinea worm) is the source of this 330-nucleotide messenger RNA. NCBI's taxonomy places the organism in Eukaryota, Metazoa, Nematoda, Chromadorea, Rhabditida, Dracunculidae. The record is from the annotation of a GenBank genome assembly.